Oncorhynchus tshawytscha (Chinook salmon) is the source of this 1821-nucleotide messenger RNA. Its product is annotated as tudor domain-containing protein 7B-like. Bases 813 to 1265 code for a protein of 150 amino acids. NCBI's taxonomy places the organism in Eukaryota, Metazoa, Chordata, Actinopteri, Salmoniformes, Salmonidae. The record is from RefSeq and is a predicted model, not a curated record. The transcript is spliced from 5 exons.
GAAAACACAUUGGCACAACUGUAGUAAGGUAUGUGGUUUGGACAUGCAGAUGAGCAGCACCCCGUCCUCCCCGUCGGGUUAUAAGCUCAACAGCACCCACAUGAUUCCUCCACUGCUGCUCCCCAAGGAGGAGUUCCCCUCAGUGCUGGUUGUGGAGGCAAGCAGCAUCGACCUGGUCAUCCUCAGAAGAUUCCCUCCCCUGCAAUAUUUCCUGCGGUUUCCGGAAAUCCUUCAACCAGGAUUUCAGAAAAACCUGAGAACUUUUGGGAAAUGUUGGGGAUUUUACUUUUCAUACUCAGCUACAUUGGCGAGGGCUACUCUCAGGCCCUGGAGGCAAUGGAGGAAUCCAUGACAACGGUCUACAGCCAGCUCAGUGCUCAGAGGCUCCUCCCCUUCCCCUCGGCUGGCCAACUUGCGGCCGUCAAAGUGAAGAGGGGUGAGGAGGUCGCCAGGGCCCAGGUCUGUGAGGUCAUGACUGACAAAAGUCAAGGUGUACUAGGUGGAACAUGGCUUCUCUGAGGUCCUCAGUAGAACCACACUAUUGGAGCUGCAGAAAGACUUCUUCAAGCUGCCCUUCCAGGUGGCUACCGGUCUACUAGCUGGUAACCAAGUUCAACUCCCAUUUCCCCCAUUUCUUCUGAGCGUUGCAACUAUAAUGUGUCUCCUGAAAAGGAUUCGUUGGAAAGACGAGUUGGGAUUUGUGUGAUGGAGAAUACAAGCAGAGCUUGAAGCUGGACGAGGCCAAGCUGGUGCACAUCUACCUGUUUACCUCUCAGGGCUCCCAGGAUGUCACCAACAGUGUUAACCACCAGAUGGUGACCUCUGACCUAUGGAAGCACCCCGCCUUCCCCGGACCCCAGAAGGACGGCCUCCCUACCCCCAGUUUCCUCGACACCAUGGUCGCCAACAUGGUGGAUCAGUUUACCCUCGACAGCCCAGCCUGCAGCCCUAUCCCUGUCUCCACCAAGACCCCCAGCCCUCUGGAGGGUGCCGGGGACACGUCAAAACUGCUCACCCCCACUUUGGUCACCUGCACUUGGGGAGAGAAGCAGCUGGCGCUGACCCAUCUCAUGGAGCUUCCCCAGGCGGGCCAGAACAUGGACGUCUACGUGUCUGUGGCCUGUCACCCGGGACACUUUGUGCUGCAGCCGUGGCAGGACCCGUACAAGCUGAUGGGAGAGAUGGUCCUUUACAACAACCAGAGGGAGGAGACGCCGGGGCCGGAGAUGAACAGAAAGGGCCAGGCCAAGGUGGACCAUAAGUGAGUGGACAGAUUAGGGCCUGGAGGCCUCCACAGUUUUUUUGAUUUUAUACAAAUGAAAAAAGCCAGUCACACACUUGUCUCCGGAAUGAAGUCUGACUUCAUUGUGUUUUUAGUCCUCGCUGAUUUAUGGGCUUUGUUUGGUUUCGUUUUCACAUGGCUGAGGCAAUAUAACUGUUAGAGAAGAAGCGGAGCUUCCCUGGGACAGGAAGGCGAUUGGUUGAGUCAUUUAUUGAAUUUAUUUGAGAAUGACAAAAAUAAAUAAAUAGCCAGUAGCGACAUAUAUUUAAAAAAGGAUAACACAAAGUCACUGGUUGCAUCUGAAAGGGCACCCUAUUCCUUACGUAGUGCACUGCUUUUGACCAGGCCCCAUUUCAGAGGAGACAGACAUCUGGGUCCACAACGUCAUGGCUGACUUCCCAGAGGAGCUGAGUACCGCCCCGUAGCAACAACAGAGCGGUACGAUCCUUGUUUCAGCAGGAUGUUGUAUCUAUACCUUAUGUCAUGCCUUAUUGGAAUGGAUUUAUUGAUAAUAUCUGUUGGAAAAAAGUUUGGAUGUU